AGUAACGGAGGUUGUUGAGUUAAAAAACCCUUGGGCUCUCGAAUUCGCCGCGCCUCUUACGAGAGUUCUUCAGACACACACUCUUCGCCAAUUUGAAAUUAUUUUUCCAGCUGAUUUCUGAGUAAAUCAAAGUGAUCAUGGAGACUGUUUCAGAAAUUGGAAACUCAGAUGACUGUCUGAAUAAUCCUGAGUUGAGUGAUAAGCAUAAGGAGAGAUCGGGGAAAAAGAAGAGGAAAUCAAGGAAACAUGAAAGUGAGUUGAAGAAUAAUGAUUCUCAUAUCAGUAGCCAGAAUGGGAACGCAGAUGGGGAUGUUUCAUCUGAAGAGCAAAAAGUGGGGGAAACAGAGAAAUUAACCAGUGAAGAUCAAGUCCAGUUAUCCGAGAGUCGUGUAUCUACACUACCUGCAGCUACACUACAUCACGCAGAUCCAAUUAUGUCAACAGGAGAAGAUUCACUACCAGAUGCUAAUAAGAAUGGUUCCGGAAGAAAAAAGUCAAAAAGGAGAGAGAGGAAAAAGAAAGAGGAGGCUUCCUGUGAAGAGAAAAUGUUGGAUGAUGUAGAAAAAAUCACCAACGAAGACCAAGGGCAGCCACCCAACACUCUGUCAAAUGGUAUAAUACAAGAAGGGUCACACAAACAAAGUCAAGAUUCAUGUGAAAAACCUGAAGCUGCACAACUUUGUACCGGCCCUAAUUUUUCAGCGCAAGAAGAUUCACAGCCAGAUGCUACUAGUUCGACUUGUUCCCAGAAAAGAAAGAGAGACAAAAAGAGGGAUAGAAAGGCACUGAAGGAAAGUGAUGUUGAUAUUCAUAGUACCAAUGCAGGGGUUGCUGUAAAGUACAAUACUAUUACUGAAGCUGAAGGAUCGAAAUCGAUGAGUAAAGAGGAAAACUCUGUUGCUAGUGCUGUGAUAAAUAGUUGUCUGCAAUCCAAGGAUGAUACUGUGGAACUACAAGAGUGCACAGAUUUUAAACUCAGUGAAACUGUUACCCAAACUCAGAGUCCUAAAGCCAAGAAAAGGAAGAAGAGAAAGAAUAAAACAGCGGAGGUCUGUGAUCCAUUAGGAAAUAUUUUGCCAACCUCCACGAAAAGCGGGUCAGUAGAGUGUGUGGAAAAUAAUGAUGGGAGCAAGGAAACAGAUGGAAUUACUGAAGUUAAAGAAGACGUUCUUGAAGUUAAAUACGAUACUAUUUCUGAAGCUGAAGAAUCAAAAUCGAUGAGUAAAAAGGAAAUAUCUGUUGCUAGUGUUGUGAUAAGUAGUUGUCCGAAAUCCAAGGAUGAUACAGUGGAACAACAAGAGUGCACAAAUGUCAAACUCAGUGAAACUGUGGCCCAAACUCAGAGUCCUAAAGCCAAGAAAAAGAAGAAGAGAAAGACCAAAACAGUGGAGGUCUGCGACCCGUUAGGAAAUACUUUAUCAACCUCCAUGAAAAGCGGGCUAGUAGAGUUUGUGGAAAAUAAUGAUGGGAAUGGUGGGCGAGAGUUAAUUAGUUAUCCAGCAAGUCAGAGGGAAAAUUCUGUAACUGGGGAGGGAAGUGGUUUACAGAAUCUCGGAAAAACUAAAGAGAAGGAAACAGAUGAAAAAACUGGAGUUAAAGAGGACGUGCUUGGAGCAGGUGUAUGUGAUGUAAGGAGCAAAAAACAGAAGGGGAAGAAGAAGAAAACGUCAUCUGCAGAUAUGGAAGUCUGUGAGCCAUCAGGAUCUGUAGGGUGUUUGUUGGAUCAUUCAGACGAAAAAGACAUGGCAAAUCGUGAUGGAAAUGCCGGACAACAGUUGGGGGGAGAGGAUAUGACAAGUAAAACUGAAAAGUCUGUAAAGAGAGAGAAAAGUGGAGUUCAGAAAUCUGGAAAACGUAAAGAAAUGACAAAAGAUGAAAAUAUUGAAUCUAAUCAGGAUACGAUUGGAGCCGAAGGUGUUAGUGAUGUUGCACGCAAAAGACAGAAGAGGAAGACAAAAAAGAAAACAAAUUGCGAAUCAGUAGCCAUCAUGGAUAGCGACUGUUUGUUGUAUCAAUCAAAUAGAGAAGGUGUGGAAAAUUGCGAUGGGAAUGCUGAUGGGGAGAUUGGCAGUAAGGAUUUGGCUAGUAAUAUUGAAGAUUCUGCAACUAAGAAGGAAAGUGCGCAGGAUGUUGAAAAUACCAAAAAAAAUAAAAAAAGUAAAAAGGAAGAAGUUGAUCAGAAUGCCUUGGCAGCAGAAGGUGUUAGUGAGGUUGAGGUCACAACAAAGAAACGCAAGAAGAAGAAAAAUCUGUCGGAUCAUAAAAGUAAAACAGACAUUACGGAUGACGACAGUAAAAAGAUAAAUGAUAAAAAGGGAGAAGUUGAUCAGAAUGCUUUGGGAGCAGAAGGUGUUAGCAAUGUUGAGGUCAAAACAAAGAAGAGCAAGAAUAAGAAAAAUGCUUUAGAUCAUAAAACUGAUGAUAUGGAGGAGAAGGAUGCUGUUUCCGUGCCUAAAAAAGAUGAAGAACCAGAAUUUGACGGGGAAAAGCUUGAAAUGUCUUUGUCAAGUUCUGUUGUAAUACAAAAUAAUAUGGUUCAAGGAGUUGCUUCAUCAGAAAUUGGAAGUGUAGCUAAAUGUUCAUGUGAUGGUCGUACUAAAAAGUUGCUUGUAUUUGAUUUGAAUGGAAUACUGGCGGAUAUCGUUCAGGGCUUUACAGGUCAAUUUAUUCCAGAUGGUAAAGUAUCAUACAGAUCAGUCUUCAGGAGGCCUUUUGUUUCCAGUUUUCUCGACUUUUGCUUUGAGAGAUUUAAUGUUGCGAUAUGGUCCUCCAGGCGCAUUGGGUUGGAUUAUAUGGUCAGCAUUGUCAUGCGAAACUAUGCGAGGAAUCUGUUGUUCUGUUUUGAUCAGAAUAAAUGCACUACAACGAAGUUUAAAACUCAGGAGAAGAACGAUAAGCCUCUGUUCCUCAAGGAUCUAAGAACAGUAUGGGAACGUUUUGGGACAUGCAUCAGUUGUGGAAACCGAAAGUAUGAUGAGACAAACACUUUGCUAGUUGACGAUUCACCCGACAAGGCCUUGUGUAAUCCUCCAUACACUGGAAUCUUCCCUUCCCCGUACCAGUACACAGACCAUCAAGAUUCUGCAUUGGGACCUGAGGGUGAGCUAAGGAAGUAUCUUGAAAGAAUAGCGGAUGCGGAGAACGUUCAGAAGUUUGUGGCAGAGAAUCCAUUUGGUCAGACUGCCAUAACUGAGACGCACGAGUCAUGGGAGUUUUACUCUAAGGUCGUCGAGGCACAUAAUUAAUUCCUCCACCGAGGACUUUGACUAUGUAAUUGCCGCUCACAACAACUAAGUUACUUCCGGUGGAGAAACUCUACUCCAUGAAACUUCAAUUUAGCUCAUUUCACAUUUUUGUUGAUCUUUGUAUUUCUUGUGUUUCAAAUACCAGCCUCAUUAUUACAUUCUCUGUUUAUGAUUAGUCUAGAUUCAAAUUGGUAACUGUCUUCAAAUAAGUUGAUUGUUAUUCAUAUAUAUUUUUAUUAA
Molecule: messenger RNA, 3485 nt
Organism: Camelina sativa (false flax)
Lineage: Eukaryota; Viridiplantae; Streptophyta; Magnoliopsida; Brassicales; Brassicaceae
Product: Haloacid dehalogenase-like hydrolase (HAD) superfamily protein
Source: RefSeq, a predicted model, not a curated record